AAAACUAAGAAAACUAACAUCUCUCUCUCUCAGCUAAGUGUGUGAGUGCAGGAAAAUGGCACAGGCCGGUGUUUCAGUAGAUCAGUUGACACUGGAUCACUUCAGCUGUCCAAUCUGUCUGGAUUUCCUGAAGGAUCCAGUGACUACACCCUGUGGACACUGUUUCUGUAAGGUGUGUAUUAAUGGCUUCUGGGAUGAGGAAGAUCUGUGGAGGGUUUACAGUUGUCCCUAUUGCAAAGAGCCUUUUACUCCAAGGCCUGUUCUACAAAGGAACAACAUGCUGGCUGAAGUGGUGGAGAAACUGAAGACUGAACACCAAGCUGCUCCUCCUGCUCACUGUUACGCUGGACCUGGAGAUGUGGAGUGUGAUUUCUGCACUGAGAGAAAACACAAAGCUCUCAAGACCUGUCUGGUGUGUCAGGCCUCCUAUUGUGAAGAUCAUCUUCAACCUCACUAUCAGUCUCCUGCCUUUAAGAAGCACAAGUUAGUUGAAGCCUGUGCUGAACUCCAAGAGAAGAUCUGCUCUCAGCACCACAAACCGAUCGAGAUCUACUGUCGUACUGACCAAAGCUUCAUCUGUUAUCUGUGUACGAUGGAUCAACACAGAUUCCAUGACACAGUUGCAGCUAAAGCAGAAAGAACUGAAAAACAGAACGAGCUAAAGGAGCAGCAGAUGAAAUCCCAGCAGAGAAUCCAGAAGAAGCAGGAGAAAGUGCAGCAGCUGAAACAGGCUGUGAGCAUUAUUAAGAGGCGUUCCCAGGCAGCAGUAGAUGACAGUGAGAGGAUCUUUACUGAGCUGAUCAGCUCCCUGGAGAAAAAGCGCUCGGAGGUGAAGAAGCUGAUCAGAGCUCAGGAGAAAGCUGAACUGAGUCCAGCUGAACGACUCCUGGAGCAACUGGAGCAGGAGAUUGCUGAUCAUAAGAGGAGAGUCACUGAGCUGGAGCAGCUUUCACACACACACAAUCACAUCCACUUCCUCCAGAGUUUCCCGUCUCUCUGUGUUCCUCCUGGAUGUGAGGACUCACCCAGCAUCACUGUCAAUCAACAUCUCUCAUUUGAUGGAGUGAGAAAAUCUCUCUCAGAUCUGAAAAAACGAGUCGAGGAAAUCUGUGAGGAGGAAUUUAACAACAUCUGUCCUCAAGAUGCAGCAGUUCAGAUGUUUUCACCCUCAGAACUGAAAAGCAGAAAAGAUUUUCUACAGUAUUUCUGUUAUCUGACUCUGGACCCCAACACAGCAAAUUGUCGACUCAUUCUGUCAGAGAGGAACAGAGCAGUGACACGCAGGACAGAACAGCGAUACUCGGAUCAUCCAGAGAGAUUUGACCCCUUUCCUCAGGUGUUGUGUAAGGAGAGUGUGUGUGGACGCUGUUACUGGGAGGUGGAGCAUAACCAUUGUGGUAAUGUGUUCAUAUCGGUCUCAUAUAAAGAUAUCAUGAGGAAUGAAGGGUUAAUUGAUGGAGUUUUGGGAUACAACAAUCAGUCGUGGUGUCUCAAGUGUUGUUCUUCCCAAAGUGAAGUAUAUUUCCUGCACAAUAGCAUUCUUACUGAGCUCCGAGGUCCAGCGUCCUCCAGAAUAGGAGUGUAUGUGGAUCACAGUGCAGGAACUCUGUCCUUCUACAGUGUCUCUGACACGAUGAGGCUCCUCCACAGAGUCCACACCACAUUCACUCAGCCUCUAUACGCUGGGUUCAGUAUGUGGUGGGAUAAGUCAACUAUGAGAUUAUGUGACCCAUGAAAUGUUCUUAACAGUGUAUUAUUAUUAUUAUUUAUAAUAAUAAUAAUAA
Messenger RNA from Pangasianodon hypophthalmus (striped catfish), 1784 nucleotides. RefSeq names its product tripartite motif-containing protein 16. NCBI's taxonomy places the organism in Eukaryota, Metazoa, Chordata, Actinopteri, Siluriformes, Pangasiidae. The record is from RefSeq and is a predicted model, not a curated record. Gene Ontology annotation, molecular function: protein binding; zinc ion binding.